AUUGUCUAUGAAAUAUAGUAAGAAUCUUCGGAUAAAGUGUCUUUUGCAACCUAAAGUUACCUACUUUUAUCUUCAUUUCAAUAGCCACCAGACAGAGAUUAGCAGAUUCUCUGGUCAAGAUAGACACUAACUAAUAUCUUAUUCUUUAAUGAAACUAACAAAUCCAUUUCAAUCCUUUGACUGGCUCACUGAUGAGCAAUGAAUCAAUGGACAUACUUGUUCAAAUAUUCUCGCAAACUGUUGAGCAUCAGGCCAGGACUGUCUAGAGAAUGGCUUGAUGGCGACGAGACGAUUACCUUCAAGCUUUCCUCUGUAAACAGCAUUGGGAGCUUUCUCUCCACCUUCAGAACAAUGCAACUGGGACUAAACCCAUUUGUUACUUUCUUCAAUUCACUUAGUUCAAACUCUUUGAAAACUGGAACUUGCUUUUUGUUACCUUCCCGACCACCACCGCCCUCUCACUUCGAUUUCAUUUCUGGUGGUCGGAGAUCUUUUAAACACGCUUUCAAGAACUUCAAAGCUCCACCGGUCUUCUAUUCCGGUGAUAUCUUUUUCCACCCUCCAUCGGUCGACAUGGUCGCCGGUGAGAUCUAUUUCCAAAACGUGGAAGCUCGGAUUUCCGUUAAAGAUGGCUACAACUCGAACCUCUCCACUUUCUCACCUUCCGGUGAUGACAUCUUUGAAGCUGAUGCUAAAUCUUCAUGCGCUAUCGACAAACCCAGGAGUUCUCUCCUUCCGCAUCCAUCUUUGCACCCGCCGUCGGAAAAGAUCUCUUCCCCGACGAGCCCUUUGUUACGCGAAGCCUCCCACUCCGCCGCUCUCGAGAUCUAUCCCAGCAAGCCGGAGAUCUUCCCAGCCGUUGAUCGCCGCAAUUCCGUCGAGCCGCCGCCUCAUACACAUCUCUACGGAUGAGAAAUUAGGGUUUACAGACUGGGCCCAGGAUAUCAUUGUAGUGAGUUUUCAAUAUAGCUUAAAUCCUUUGCAUCAUCUUCAGUGAUCAAAUGCAAAUCGUUAUAGAGAUCUGUCCCUAAAUAAUUAAAUAGAGCACAUUUGCCACAACCGGUUGCUUCAACAACAUCCUAUACAAGUCUUUUAAGUUGUUUGAUUCGCGAAUUUCUACUUCUUUCCCAAUCUUGUAUAGGUUUGGAGGAUUUCGUUCUGGGAGUUCAUUAAUACAGUCGAAUUCUUUUU
This is a messenger RNA of Arabidopsis arenosa, 1191 nucleotides long. NCBI's taxonomy places the organism in Eukaryota, Viridiplantae, Streptophyta, Magnoliopsida, Brassicales, Brassicaceae. The record is from the annotation of a GenBank genome assembly.